AGGAUUACAUUAGGGGGUAGAAGAAACACUUAUCUGAUGAACAGUUUCAACUCUUUUAUUGAAGAUAAUGAUCUCCUGGAUCUUCCUAUCAGUGGUUGUCGAUUUACAUGGAGCUUAGGGGCUAACAGCAACUCUCAGUCUCGUAUUGAUCGGAUUCUGAUUUCUCCGAGCUUUGAUACUCUCUAUCCGGAUUGCAGGUUAUUAGGAUUGGAAAAGGUGGAGUCUGAUCACUCUCCUCUUCUUCUUCUUCAGUGGGGUGGUAAUAAAAAGCUCAAUCGUCCUUGGAGAUUCGAGAACAUGUGGCUGGAGGAUGUUCGUUUCUUCAUAGGUCUUACCUCUUGGUAUUCUAAUUCGUUGCAAGGUAGUGGAGCAGUGUUUUGUUUCUGUAUGAGAUUGAAAGACUUGAAACAGAAUAUCAAAGUGUGGAACAGGGAUGUUUUUGGCAACAUUCAUAUCAAGGUUGAUAGACUCCUUAAGGAAAUCAAGGGGUUAAGUUUGAUUAAAGAGUCCAGGCCACUCUCUGACUUUGAAGCUGAGGAUUUAAUAGAGAAAAUACUUGAUCUAGAAAAGGCUCUAUCUCUUCAGGAAAUUAGCUGGAGACAAAAAUCAAGGGAGGUUUGGCUUAAGCUGGGGGAUCAGAAUUCAGGAUUCUUCCAUAAAAUGGCUAGCUUUCGUAGGAAAAUGAACUUCAUUUGGAGGAUUAAGAUCAACGAUACAACGGUUGAAGGAAUGGAUAAUAUCGCUCAAGGGGUGGUGGAGUUUUAUUCCAAUCUUUUCCUUGAGGAAUACCAGACUCGUCCCUUCCCCAGCAACUAUAAUCCUCCAUGCUUGAACUCUGCAGAAUCUGCAUCUCUUGAAAAGCCCUUCACAGAGGAAGAAAUAUGGGAGUGCCUCUCUGAUAGUGAUGGUACCAAGGCGCCCGGGCCGGAUGGGUUCUCUUUUGAAUUUUAUAAGAGAUGCUGGAACUUUGUCAAGACUGAUGUUCUGAAUUGCUUCAGUGAAUUCUUCGCUACUGGCAGGCUGCCCAAGAUUGCUACUCAUUCAUUUAUUUGCUUGGUUCCUAAGAAAGGCGCUACUGAAGAUAUUAAGGAUCUUCGUCCCAUUGGUUUGAUGGGAAGCGUGAACAAGCUUAUAUGCAAAGUGCUCUCCAAAAGACUAGGCCAGGUUCUCCCCGCUGUUGUCUCGGUUUCCCAACACGCUUCAGUUCGAGGUAGACAAAUUUCGGAGGCUGGAUUAAUUGCAAAUGAGCUUGUUGACAGCAGGAGGAGGAGCAAGAAACCAAGUCUUCUAAUCAAACUCGACAUCGAAAAGGCUUUCGACAACGUUAGUUGGAGCUGCCUCUUCACCGUCUUGGCAAGAUUAGGUUUUAAGGAGAAAUGGAGGCAAUGGAUUCUUGGUGCGGUUUGCUCCCCUACUAUUUCAGUGUUGAUUAAUGGUGAAUCGAAAGGAUUUUUUACAGCGCACAAGGGGCUUCGCCAAGGGGACCCUUCGUCCCCAGGGCUGUUUGUUCUGGUUAUGGAUAUCCUCUCAUUUAUGCUGUCCAAGCUCAAAGAAGAUGGUAAAAUUAAAGGUUUCUUUAUGAAUGAAGAGGAGCAACGGGGAGAAGUAACUCACUUAUUGUUCGCCGACGACACACUCAUCUUCUGUGAUGCUUCUCCCGACCAGAUUCUCCACAUCACAGUCACUCUUGCUUGCUUUCAGGCGGUCACAGGAUUAAAGAUCAAUCUAGACAAGACAGUCAUUUACACGGUUGGAGAUGUUCCCGAACCUGAGUUUUUUGCUAACAUUCUUGGCUGUAAUUGGAGUUCCAACCCUCCUAAAUACCUUGGCUACCCGCUUGGGGCUAAGCUUAAUGUCAUCUCUUUUUGGUAUCCGAUUCUUUUGAAUUAUAAGAAGAAGCUGGAAAGCUGGAGCAGUAGGUACCUCUCGGCGGGGGGGAGACUGGUUCUCCUCAAGUCAGUGCUUUCAAAUCUCUCAGGAUAUUACUUCUCGCUCUUUAAAGCUCCAAAGAAGGUGAUCGAGGAUAUGGAGAAAGUGCAACGGAAGUUCCUAUGGAGUGGGUUUGGGGAUAAGAGGAAAACCCCUCUGGUCGAGUGGAGGAUUUGCAAAUCGAACAGAAACAACGGGGGUCUGGGAAUUAGAGAUCUAGCCACUUUCAAUAGUGCGAUGCUAUGCAAGUGGUUAUGGAAGUACGGAGUCAACAACAAUGGGUGGUGGAGGACUCUCAUAGACAUUAAAUAUUCCAAAGGUAAAUCUCAAUGGCACACUGGUGGAAGUCGAGGGGGCAGCUCGAGCUCCGUUUAGGUCACUAUCAUGAAAGAGGCUGAGUUGUUUUGGAAUCUUGCUCGGGUGGAGCCUGGAAGCGGUGCUUUUGUCUCCUUCUGGUAUGAUCGGUGGAUUUCGAACCCAUCUCUUGCGGUUAACUUUCCUCGAAUAGCAGUUGUUACCACUGACUUGGAUGCUAGGAUCAACGACAUCGUGGAACUCUCAGGUGAUAAUGUUUCUAUUAAGUUACAUACUAAUAUUGACUUGAGAACGGGUGCUGAGCAGGAGAGGCAUAAUUUGAUUUCGCUUCUUAAUUCCUAUAAUUUCAUUAUCGGUGCUAAUAGUCCGUGCAGACUCGUGUGGCUUCCUGACCAGGAGGCUGGCUUUUUGGUCAAAUCCAUGUACAGAACUUUGCUUGAGGACAGGUGUCCAGGAGUUCCCCAUUUCCCUGCUGAAUCUGUUUGGAGGAAAAUCGUACCUUCAAAGAUCUGCAUCUUCAUUUGGACAGUGGCGCACAACAGCAUCCUAACGCAAGACAAGCUGCAAAAACGUGGUUGGAAUUCGGCCAAUAGAUGUGACCUGUGCUACAUGAAUGAAGAAACGACAGCCCAUUUACUCGCUGACUGCAAUUUCACCAAGCAAGUGUGGAGCAUCAUCAGGAGAAGCUGUAAGCCGUCAGUCUUCCCUUCAGGCAACGAUCUCGACUCUAUUUUGAAGAAUUGGCCAACUGACACCCCUGAUUGUAUGGAAGACUGGUUUAUAUACUGUGCUUUCCACGUUGUUUGUUGGUGCAUUUGGCUGGAAAGAAAUAACAGAAUUUUUAAUGGUAUCUCGAGGAACCCGGAUCAGAUCGUUAGGAAAGUCUUGAAGAAUGUUGCAGGUUGGGGAGUUGCAAAUGGAAAGAUCGACUGUCUGGGGGCUGCUUCCUGGUUUCGGGAACGUAUUCGACAGAUUCAAUGAAUGAGGAAGGUGCUGGUUUUUUGGAUCCAUUUCGAGCGGGGGCGCUGUUUCGAGCAGGGAUUUUUUACUGGUUCGGACAUCUGGAUCCUUUGCUUUGCUUUUCCCCUGCUCCCUUUCUGUUUGGGUUUGGACUGUUUGCUGGUUUUCUCUCUUUUUCUUUUCUGGUUCUUUUGUCAGAGAGAUCAUCCCUCCUGAUCUCCUUUGUACAGCUUUGAACUCUCCUUCCUUAAUAAAGCUUUUCACCUUCAUCAAAAAAAAAAAAAAAAGAAAUGUCCACUAUUUAUAAUGAUAACUUUUAUUAGGUACCGGUUCUCUAACGAUUUUUAAAUGAUUUAAUGUCAGUUGGACCAGUAAAGUACGAGCCGUUCGCAUUACCGGGUCAUUCUCUGAUUCGAUUCUGACAACAUUGAUUUUUUCCCUUUCUUGUUUUCUUAUAGCUACCCAUAACUUGUGAAAUAGUUUUUUCACAUGAAAAUGGAAUGACAAGUGAACACAUUUAUUUCAUUUAUGCUUACUGAUUUAUGAACACAUUUAUUUCAUUUAUCUUUCCUGAUUUAUGUUGUGAUAACGAUAAACAAUAGUAAGUGAACGAGGCAUGCCGCGUAGGCGUUUCGAGAAGCAUGAUUUGUUUGUCAAGACACAUUGGUUUUCCUUUGUUGAUUUUUCCUUUUCAUUUAUACCACCUGACUGAUGGAUAAGGAAGGCGAGAAACGUUUCUCGUGGUGUAUCCGUGCCGAGAAGAACUUCACUGAUCAGAUGAUACGUGUCACAGGGUAUUUAAUUUGGCGUUUUGCCCUGCCUCCAAUACAGGGCGCCGCGUAAUCAAUGUCGCCAGUAGAG
This is a messenger RNA of Linum trigynum, 4065 nucleotides long. The record is from the annotation of a GenBank genome assembly. NCBI's taxonomy places the organism in Eukaryota, Viridiplantae, Streptophyta, Magnoliopsida, Malpighiales, Linaceae.